Molecule: messenger RNA, 4780 nt
Organism: Solea solea (common sole)
Lineage: Eukaryota; Metazoa; Chordata; Actinopteri; Pleuronectiformes; Soleidae
Gene: tlr9
Product: toll-like receptor 9
Exons: 3
Coding region: 766-3924 (1052 amino acids)
Biological process (GO): positive regulation of interleukin-6 production; toll-like receptor signaling pathway; defense response to virus
Cellular component (GO): plasma membrane
Molecular function (GO): pattern recognition receptor activity; protein binding
Source: RefSeq, a predicted model, not a curated record
UGUAAAUGUGUUUUUUUCUUGUACUCUGUCAAAUAAAAACCUUUAUUUAUAUUUACCUCAGUGAUAAAACUCACCAAACAAGCGGCUCCUCUGUCCCUGUGAGUCCUUGUGGAGUUUGGUGCAGCGAGAGCAAGUGGAACAAAAGCAGAAAAUAUGUUCUUUAGAUUUCACAGAAUCAAGCAGGUGCUUUUAUCUUUAUUAAAUGAGCCUUUCAUUGUGACUAAAAUCACUUUGUCCCCUUUCAAGCCUUGAAGAUAAGGGUUAAUAACAUGAUGGAUGAGUUAAAAUAAGAUAGAAAAGAAAUGUUUUAUGAAUGUGUGAUUUUCUGUUUUUGAGUUAUGAGAUUAUCCACAACUUUGUGAGAACUCUCCUGCAAAGGAACUGCAACACUAAACAUCUACAUUAUUUCCAUGUUGGGAAUAAAAGAGUGUGUUGUGCUGCUGUAUUUGUGUCUGUGGUGCUGUGACGGCAACACGGUGAGUAAAAGUUUGACUCCUUUACAGAAUCUUUUUCUACCGUUUUCUAAAACUGCUGAAUGAGUUAAUUUCAUUGCCAUCACUGGAGUCCGUGUUUGCACCAAAGCAUGAAUUCCACUGGUUACACAUGAUUUGUACUCUUGCCAUAUAUUCACCUCAAGCUUUCACUUCUGCAUGAAUACAUCCUGCUUCUCAUCGCUGCACAGACGUGCAGAUCGUCUCCGGUUUGCACCUGGACUGAAGGCUGCCUCGUCUGCCUCCUCGUUACAAAUCAAAUCAUCUGCAUGCAAUGGCUCUUUGGAGAAGUAUCCUCAUCAUCAGUCACAUUCUUCCUGUGGUUAGGACUUUAAACUUCAAGUUCUUCCCAUGUGACACUGAUGAGAACGGCACCACGGUGGACUGCAGUGAUCGACCGCUCAGGAACAUCCCCUUCGAGUCCAGCACUGUGGAGUCACUUGAUUUGAGUAGAACAAAGGUACUGAAAGUGGACCAGCAUUCUUUGGCACGUGUCCCAAACCUCCACACUCUGAAAAUAAUGGACAAUUGUCCACCGGGUCGAAUGAAAGACGGCAGAUGCAAAAUGGACAUCCAAUCCACUGCCUUCAAGGGCCUUAACCUCAAACAUCUGUACUUGUCUGGCAAUAGCCUCACCUUUAUACCCUGGUUACCUAAAACCCUGAAGGUCCUUGAUCUCCGGAACAACCACAUCUUCCAAAUUACCGGAUCUUUGAACACUUCAAAUCUGGAAGAGCUCUUCCUCAGCGGAAACUGCUUUUAUGCAAAUCCUUGUAACUGCUCCUUUUACAUCAGUGAGACAGUUUUCAGAGGGCUCCCUAAACUCAAAAACCUCACAUUGGGCUACAAUAACUUGACAGCUAUCCCUAAAGGACUCCCACCGUCUCUGGAGAGUUUGGAUUUUAAAGAGAACACAAUCCCAGAGAUCUUAGACGGAGCAUUCGCUAACUUGACUAAGCUCAGGUAUUUGAAUUUGGAGUGGAACUGCCAGCGUUGUGACCAUGCGGCCAGGCCCUGUUUUCCUUGCCCUAAAAAUCACCCGCUAAAUCUUUCCUCAAACUCACUGUAUGCCGAGAACAGCUCCAUCACCUAUUUAAGCCUCAGGGGCAACUCCCUGACAACAUUUCCAGAAGGUCUUUUCAGACCUUUGACGAGGUUAAAGAGGUUGGACCUCUCUGACAACCUUCUGGCAUAUGUGAUACAAAAUGGCACCUUUUUCAAGGAGUUGAAGGGCCUAACCUGGAUUAGCCUAAUCUACAACUAUCAACCCCUGAAGACAUUUUCUGAACUGCUUCUGUCCCCACAUAUUGGUGAUAUAUCCGGUCUACAGUAUCUCCUCCUGAGUGGGAACUUCUUCCACAAGCUUUCGCAUCAGAGCUUUGGAGUCCUGUCCAAACUCCAAAAUCUAACAAAACUUGAACUGAGGAUGAACUUCAUCAAUCAGUGUGACUUGUCAGCUCUGACAACAUUACCGUCUCUCAUUGACAUCGACAUCUCCCAAAACAUGCUCGCUUUCCUUCCUUGCAGCUCAGCUCCGUCGCCUCUGACGGAGAUUGUGGCACAGAAAAGCUCCUCCAAUCAGGACAUGUAUGUGCACGAAUUCCACGAGCAACGCGUCGUCGUAAGAGAUCGGGAAGUCGCGGCUGGAAAUGAGAUCUGGGAUCCCGACCGAUCAAAUGUGCUGGAAACUUUCCAGAACUGUGGUUCGCAAUUUCCAUCACCAUGGGACUUUAGAACUCAUUUCUGCCACCGAAAAUUAACAUUUGACCUUUCGCAAAAUGAAAUUAUAUCCCUUAACAAAAAUGUGUUUGUCGGCAUGGAGAAGGCCGUUUGUCUUGACCUUUCCUUCAACUACAUGAGCGAGACGUUGAGGUACGGGCAGUUUAGCAGCAUGAAACAUUUAGUUUUUCUCAAUAUGUCGUACAACAGACUUGAUCUUUAUCAUGUCGAUGCAUUCAGUGAGCUGAACAGGACUUUAAAGGUGUUAGACAUUAGUAACAAUAAUUUCCACUUCAAAAUGAGGGGUAUGGGCCACCAUUUUGGGUUCCUUCAAAAGCUGCCCAACUUGGAAGUCCUAAGCCUGGCAAAUAAUGACAUUGGGAUGAGAAUUGAUCGAAGGCUGAGCAGCAACUCUGUGAGGUACCUCUACUUCAACGGCAAUCACCUGGACAUCAUGUGGGAAUCUGAUCACACCAUAUACACCCAUUUCUUCCAAAACCUGACAAACCUCACAUACCUGGACAUCUCUGACAACGAUCUGAUCUCCAUCUCACCAAAAGUGCUGUGCAACUUUCCAGGAAGCAUCAAGGCCCUCAGGAUCAGCGACAACAUGCUCAAAUAUUUUCCAUGGCAGAACAUCUCGGCGCUCAGCAGUUUGUGCUACCUGGACCUCAGCAGCAAUUUUCUCUCUUAUUUGCCCAAAGAAGUCGUAGAUUUCGGAGCCAAUUUUAUUCUUUUGGAUCUCAGUUUCAAUCGCAUCUCCUACAUCCCUGAAGAGUUCUUGAGUAGGGCAAAAUCCCUGCAGUAUCUCUACCUCAGCCACAACCAGAUCAAAGAGUUGGACCGUCAGUAUCUCCCAGCUCCUUUCAAAAACGGCAGCGCCCUCAGAGAACUCACCCUUCAUGCCAACCCCUUCAAAUGCGAUUGCGGUACUUCUUGGUUUGCAGACUUUUUGGGCACUACCUCGAUAAAGAUUCCUUAUCUCACCACUCACAUUCACUGUGAGUUCCCAGAGUCCCAACAAGGCAAGAGCAUCUUAUCUGUAGACCAGCGCUCCUGUCAGGACGGCGGCAUAGCUUUUGUGGUGUGUUCCUUCUUAACUGUGAUGUUCACUGCUCUGCCUCUGCUGAAGCAUCUGUACGGCUGGGACAUGUGGUACUGCUUACAGCUGCUGUGGGCAGGACAUAAAGGUUAUUCCCAGUUGGCUGGCACCGACUCACACAAUCACUACGACGCAUUUGUUGUGUUCGACACCACGAACAAGGCGGUGAGCGAUUGGGUUUACAACGAAUUAACUGUCAAUCUGGAGAACUGUGGCCACAGGAGAUUUAGUCUGUGUUUGGAAGAGAGGGACUGGAUCCCUGGACUUUCAUGUAUCGAGAAUCUUCACAAUGCCGUUAACAAGAGUGUGAAGACGGUGUUUGUGCUGUCCAGCGUGGGGGAGACGGUGAAUGGUCUGAUCCGUCAGGCUUUCUUCAUGGUUCAGCAGCGACUUCUGGAUGAAAAGGUGGACACAGUGGUGCUGGUUCUGCUGAGCGAGAUGUUUCCCAAACUCAAGUACCUCCAGCUGAGGAAGAGGCUGUGCAGGAAGUCCGUGUUGACGUGGCCCAGGAACCCACGGGCACAACCCCUUUUCUGGAACAGGAUGAGGACGGUGCUGUCGUCCGAUAACCUGAAGUUAUACGACCAUAACAUGAGCGAGAGUUUCAUAUGACCGAGGUGAACCUUGACAUGACGCACACAUGAGAAUGAAGAGCUGUUUACUUGGCUGGUAACAAAUUCUUCAUACAUUUAAAUAAUCAAAAAUGGGGAAACAUGAUUUCCAUUUAGAAACAGGUAUAAAACCUUUUUUUAUUACAAAAAUGAAAACCAAAAUGUAAUUUUAAAUAACAAUUUUGUUGUCAAAAUUAGUCAUUUUAAUUUUUAUUGUUCCAUCUAUUUUUAUUUCAUCCCUUUUUUAGUUCUGGACUUUUGGAUUCUUAUCUGUGUUUUAUUUCCUCAUAUAAUUUAUGAGUGGCUCGUUUCUUUGGUUUGAUUAUUUAAUUAAGCCGCCAGGUUCACAGACCUUUAACUGAAUUAUUUAUUUUGACUUUUUCAUGUUUUCUUAUUUUGUUUCAAUAUUGUUCUUACUUUGAUUCAUGUUUACGGUGCUUUUUAAAAUUUAACCUUAUCAUGGAUUCUUUAUAUUUUGAACCCAGCUUCUUCAUUUGUACACUUUUAGUCAGUUUAUGCAGAAAGUUCUAUGGAGUUGUAGGACAGAUGACAUGUUUAAUAUUUAAUAUACGGUUUAAUAAACUUGGUGAGAUUUUAUGCCGUCGUUCAUACAUUUUAAUACGAUCCAUGAAGAAGAUUCAGGUGUAUAAUGGUAACGUUACAUGCGUGCUGGCACCUGCUCUGUUUGUACGUUCACUUCUCUAAGGUUUGCUGUGGGGAGGAACUGAAAGCUGAUUAUGUCUUACAGGUCACAUGUGGUUGACCUCAUCAGCUGCCUCCAUUCAAGUGUUUAAUGAUCAAAUUUGUUUUAAAAAUAAUGAAAAUGAAAAGAUGACAUAAAAGCCAGACUAAAACUA